This is a messenger RNA of Prorocentrum cordatum, 1832 nucleotides long. The record is from the annotation of a GenBank genome assembly. NCBI's taxonomy places the organism in Eukaryota, Dinophyceae, Prorocentrales, Prorocentraceae.
CCAGCCUUGGCGGGACAGCGAUGCAGCCACCUGCCUUGGCGGUGCUGCGAGCCAGGGCAGAGAGGGCGCCGCGUCCCCAAGCGAUGAUGCUCAGGCCGCCGCUGCUCAGCCCUCCCUGCCCCUCCCCUCGCGGGCGCCAUGGGCGAGCGUCUCGGCGCGCUGCUGGCGGAGCUCGGCGCGGAACACGCCCGCCUCCUCCGGGAGCUCGCCUCGCUGCGCGCGGAGGCCGAGGCGCUGCGCGCGGGACGGCAGGCGCCGCCUGGCGGACACAGGAGCUGCGCGGCAGACCGCCCCCCCGCCGGCGGCCGCCGUGCGCCGCCGCCGCUGGAGCCCUCGGGGCACCUGCCACACGCGCGGGGGCCCGACGAGGCAGAGGCGGAGGAGGCCGAUGCGGCCGCCUGCUUCGCCGCCAGCUCCUCGGCCCGCUCCUCCGCGGCCCCCCGCGGGGUGCUGCUCGAGCGGCCGGCUUGCCCGCUGCCGGCGAGGUCGGUGUCGCGGCUGACGUCCGCCGGUUCGCAGGAGGCUGCGCUGUGGCCGGCGUGGGCGAGCGAGGACCCGGAGAGUGGUAUCAUCGAGGAGUCCACAAACACCCGAAAGUUGAAGUUCGCCAGCCGAACCGGCAGCAUGCGCUUCGACGAGGCGAUGCAGUCCGACGGCUGCCUGCAGGGGCUGGUGGUUAAGCCUGAGUCCAGGCGCUGCAUUGUCUGGGACAUGCUCCGUUUGGUCGCCCUGAGCUACGACGUCCUCAUGAUGCCGAUGAUGGCGUUCCUUGUGAGUGAGGAGCCCAGGGGCAAGCAAAUCGCGGACAUGGUGACCACCGUCUUCUGGACAUGUGACAUACCCGUGAACUUCCUCACGGCAUUCCACGCCGACGGCUUGCUGGAGAUGCGGCCCCGACAGAUCGCCUGGCACUACCUGCGCUGCUGGUUCCUGGUGGACUUCCCGCUGGUGGCCCUUGACUGGGUCGCCACCGUCCUGAUAGCGGGUGCCGGCGACGUCCUCAAUGUCGCCCGCACGAGCAAGGUGUUGCGAAUCUGCCGCGCCCUGCGGGUGCUCAGGAUGGUGCGGGUGCUGAGGUUCCCCAGGUGGGCGGACGGCCUGAGCGACGCCCUGCGCUCGGAGGUCUCCAUCACCACGUUCUGCAUCCUGCGCUCGCUGCUCUUCAUCAUCGUGGCGAGUCACUUCGUGGCCUGCGGCUUCUACCUCGUGGGCGACCAGGCCGGGCGGGCGCUCCCCGCGCACGCCCGCGGGGGCGAGCCUUUCGAGCGGACGUGGGUGGAGCAGCUGGACGCGGAGGGCCGCGACGUGGCCUACCGCUACACGACGGCCCUGCACUGGGCGACAAUCACACAAUUCACGCCGGCCAGCAUGGAGGUCGUUCCCAGGAACACGUGGGAGCGCAUCUUCGCCGUGCUGACGAUCUUGGCCGCCGUGGUCGGCUUCUCCUGCUUCCUGAGCAGCAUCACGCAGGCGAUGGCCAACCUCCAGCGCGCGAGUUUCGAGAAGUCCAGGGAGAGCUCGAACCUGCGCAAGUACAUCACGCAGAACGAGAUAUCCCUGGAGCUCGGCAACACCAUCACCCGCUUCCAGCGGAAGCACUCGCUUCUGGAGCGGCGGAGGGUGCACGAGGACGACGUGCAGGUCUUCAAGAUGCUGCCCGAGUCCAUCAGGUGCGAGCUCCACUUUCAGGCCUUCUCGCCCCUCUUCGAGCGGCACCCGCUCCUCCAGCGGCUGCUCCGGGCGGACGACGGCUUCCUGCAGGAGCUCUGCCACGGGGCCGCCGCGGAGGCCUCCCUCGGCGGGUCGGAGGAGCUGUUCCAUCCCGGGCAGGA